AUGCGCUAUAUUUCAGUUUCCAGGCCCACUGUGGACACUGUGAGCAUUGAUUCAUCCCAAGCCCAUAAUUUCCUCACACACUCACGACCCCAGCGUAAUGCUGACCCCAAGUGGUACCACAAGGACCCUAACUUCCAGGCCUACUACCGUUUCUACAGCAGCAUCGGCCAUUCCGAGGGGCUCUACGAAGUUGACAGGAUCCGAAUGCUGUACCAGCAAAUGCGGCAUCUAGAGCACGUCUAUGGCCCUGAUGCAUCUAAAUACCAGAAUGCUCUUGGGCUCCGGCUUCCCAAGACCACCCAAUCUCUUUUGCCUCGCCCAGCCACGAAGCCCCCGCCUCCAGCCCAUACCAAGCCUCCAGAUGUUACGCACCUCUGCAAUCCCAAAGACCCCCUCUGUAAGCCUCAUAUAGUGUAUCUACCCUCUGGGGCAAUUCCUGUUGCCUGUGAUCCACGCUAUCACCCAGGGUGUAAACUCGGGGCAGCUCCUGCUCCACCCAUGCUGACCUAG
This is a messenger RNA of Electrophorus electricus (electric eel), 510 nucleotides long. It is a transcript of the gene and3, whose product is annotated as actinodin3. The record is from RefSeq and is a predicted model, not a curated record. NCBI's taxonomy places the organism in Eukaryota, Metazoa, Chordata, Actinopteri, Gymnotiformes, Gymnotidae.